Molecule: messenger RNA, 2101 nt
Organism: Anolis carolinensis (green anole)
Lineage: Eukaryota; Metazoa; Chordata; Lepidosauria; Squamata; Anolidae
Product: glutamate dehydrogenase, mitochondrial
Exons: 12
Coding region: 100-1821 (573 amino acids)
Biological process (GO): L-glutamate catabolic process
Cellular component (GO): mitochondrion
Molecular function (GO): L-glutamate dehydrogenase (NAD+) activity
Source: RefSeq, a predicted model, not a curated record
UUCUCUUACUGCUUUUUUUCCUGAGGCGGAAGUGGGGCGUGUCGCCGUGUGGGCGGAGCGGCGUGGCUUUCCCUCCCUGUCGACCUCCGGCUUUUGGCCAUGCGGUGGGCGCUGAGGAGGGCCCGAGGUCCGCAUUGGGAAGCGGGCUCCGCGUGGGGUUGUCCGCGUCAGCCCCGGGCGGCGCUUCAUCUCCCUGCUGGGCUUCGGGGGGUGCACCAGGCCGCGUUCCCAUGGCAACAGCGGCACGCGGGCCCACCUCUGGCGAGCGCGGGAAAUAACGGGAAGGGCGCGCUCGUGCCGCAGCGAUGGAGGCACGCGGGCGAAGGCGACCCGGAGCCCAGCUUCCUGAACAUGGUGGAGAUCUUCUGUGGCCGGGCGACGCGCGUGGUCGAGGACGAGCUGGUCAAGCGGCUGCGGACCCCGAAGGACGAGGAGGACCGGAAGCAGCGCGUGCGGGGCAUCCUGGACACCAUCCGAACCUGCGGCCACGUCCUGGAAGUGGCCUUCCCUAUCCGCAGGGACAGCGGCAGCUGGGAGGUCAUCAAGGGCUACCGGGUCCAGCACAGCCAGCACCGCUUGCCCUGCAAAGGGGGGAUUCGUUACAGCCAAUCAGUUAGUGUUAAUGAAGUAAAAGCCUUAGCUGCUUUGAUGACAUAUAAAUGUGCAGUGGUGGAUGUUCCUUUUGGUGGGGCUAAAGCUGGUGUUGCUAUUGAUCCAAGGAAUUAUUCUGAGAAUGAACUGGAGAAAAUAACAAGAAGUUUCACAAUAGAAAUGGCCAAGAAGGGAUUUAUUGGUCCUGGAAUUGAUGUAGCUGCCCCUGAUGUGAGUACAGGAGAGAGGGAGAUGUCCUGGAUUGCUGAUACUUAUGCAAACACUCUUGGACACAGGGAUAUCAACUCCCAUGCUUGUGUGACAGGGAAGCCUAUCAGUCAGGGAGGAAUCCAUGGACGAAUAUCAGCCACAGGUCGUGGACUUUUACAUGGGAUAGAAAACUACAUUAACAAUGCAACAUACAUGGAUCUCAUUGGCCUCAAAACAGGCUUUUCUGGAAAAACAUUUGCAUUACAGGGCUUUGGCAAUGUGGGUGUGCAUUCCAUGCGAUACCUGCACCGCUAUGGAGCCCGUUGCAUAUGUGUUGGGGAAUUAGAUGGUGCCAUCUUUAAUGCUGAGGGGAUUGACCCCAAGGAACUACAAAACUACAAGCAGGAGCAUGGCACCAUUGUUGGCUUUCCAAAAGCCAAGAAACUUGAAGGCAGUGUCCUUGAAGUGCCUUGCGAUAUCCUUAUCCCUGCUGCCCUUGAGAAACAGCUGACAAAGGCAAAUGCUCAUCGCAUACAAGCAAAGAUAAUUGCAGAAGGUGCCAAUGGCCCCACAACCCCAGAAGCCCAUGACAUCUUCCUUCAAAGAAAGAUACUUGUUCUUCCGGAUUUGUACAUAAAUGCAGGUGGAGUGACAGUCUCCUUCUUUGAAUGGCUGAAGAAUUUGAACCAUGUCAGCUAUGGGCGUCUUACCUUCAAGUAUGAACGUGACUCCAACUACCACCUCUUGAUGUCAGUGCAGCAAAGUCUGGAGAAAAAGUUUGGGAAGACUAGUGGAGAAAUCCCAAUUGUACCCACACCAGAAUUCCAAGCCAGAGUGGCAGGUGCUUCAGAGAAAGAUAUUGUGCACUCAGGCUUGGCUUUCACCAUGGAACGUUCAGCCAGGCAAAUCAUGGGCACAGCCACAAAGUACAACCUAGGCCUGGACCAAAGAACUGCAGCAUACGUGUGUGCCUUAGAAAAGGUUUUUAAAGUUUACAGUGAAUCAAGUUUCACUUACUGAGGCUACUUGCCUACAUCCAUCUGUCUAUUGACUACAGAGAAAAGAAGAAAAUUGCCAUAAGAAAGUGAGCUCUAGGUGUCGCUGUGGAACCUUUCAACUUUUAUCUUUUGUUUAUAUCUCCUUCACGCUUUUCCUGUGCCCGAUAUCCUUCCUUGUUGCACAGUGGUAAGCCAUAUUUAAGCAGUUAUUUCUUUAUGUCUGAAAAUGGUGCCAGCAGUCUAAAGAUGCUGCUGCUUUGCUAAAUUGCCAUGUAAUUGUUAAAAUUAAAUGUCUAAUGAAA